UACAGCAUAUAUAAGCAGAGCUAAAACUAACCUCACUGUCAGUUUGGAUUUGAACAGGUUUAGAGAAUUGGUGUUUGUAAGAGAUUCUGGAUUAUACGUAAUCAUCAAAAGACAUCAUGUCACGAGUACCAGUUGUCCCAGAUAAUUCAGCUACGCUGGGGGAUAGACCUAUGACUAUAGCGCGUCGUAUGGUACGUGACAGAGAACGAAUGCUAGGAAUGACCGACGAGGAGCGGGCAUGGAGAAAGAAAUGGUUAGACGCUCAGAAACUCGCGCCUGAAGAACCGGUGUAUCCCAAGGGUUACUACGAACAGAUGUACAAUCCAAUCAGAAGAUUCUACAAAGCACCUAUGAACAAAUUCGAGAAUAUGUUGACACCAACUAUAGGUAGAACUCCAGCGGCCAUAACGCGACACUUAAUAAGCAAAGUAACGAUGGCUGUUUUUGCACUUUAUGCGACCUAUUAUUAUAUGAAAUAUAAUAGAAUGCUUGAUCUCAGAAAUGAUGGUCGAUCCAAGUUUCAGUAUCGUCCUAUCGAGAUCGAAACCAAGCUGAUGAAACAUACCCAUGGAUCAGCGAGAUUACGCAUAGGCAACAUUACAGAUGUAUUAGUCAGUGUAAAACUUGAAAUUGACGUACCAUAUUCUGAAAGACCAGAUGAAGGCAAAUUGGAAUUUUUUGUAGACUGUUCUGCUAACGCUACACCGGCAUUCGAGGGCAAAGGCGGAGAUGAUUUGGCUACUGAAAUUAGCAAUAUCCUUUCCAUGGCUUACCAGACACCAGACGCCUUUAAUUUGAAGCAACUGUGUAUAAUACCUCAUCAGAAAUGUUGGAAAAUGUAUGUGGACAUUUUGAUCCUUCAAUGCGGUGGAAAUUUAUUCGAUGCUGUAGGUGCUGCAGUGAAGGCAGCAUUGUAUAAUACUGAAAUUCCAAAAGUGAUCACAGCCAUACUCGAUGGUGGAGAACCAGAUAUUCAGGUAUCAGACGAUCCUUACGACUGCAUUAAACUGGACGUUACAAAUUAUCCAGUAGUACUAACAGUAUGCAAGAUUGGAGACAACUUUGUGAUAGAUCCAACGUCGGAAGAAGAAUCUUGCAGUACCGUUAGUAUCCUUAUGUCCGUGAUGCCGAACGGCAAGGUGACGUCUGUAGUCAAACUGGGAUACGGCAGCUUGUUGCCUACCACCUUGAUUAACAUGUUGCAGAUUGGAAAAGAUAUCAGUUUCAAGCUAAACGAAGCUCUUAUGAAGGGAUUGGAAGAGGAAAACAAGCUCGGUCCAACAAAACCCAUAUUUGGAUUUCUUAGAUAACAGUGCGCGAUACGUUGUUAUGGAUUUUGAAAAAUACAAAUAUAUUUUUUUCAAAUUCUUAGUUGUGGACUUAUUAGACUGCGCAGUAUUUCUCGCUAUUUGGUUGUAAUUGUUACGACGCGACAUUUCUCAAACUCUAACAAAUAGCAUUUUUUAUAUUUAAAAAAUUUUAAGACAGCAAUGAGAAUAAGAUUGCAAAAUAAAGUAUCAAUAUCAUAGUUUCAAUAGCACUAUUGAAUAUAGUGUGACAAUAUUUAAUUUAAUUGUGGAAAUUAUGUAUGUGUGUGCGUGCGAUUUUAUAGAGCAUAUGAAUUUGAAAAUUAGACUUUGGAAGAAAAUCCUCAUAAAGCGACAUGAAAGAUAUGUGUAUGCAUAGAGUAAUCAGUCAAAUAAACGAUACCAGAGUCAUGUGUAUAAGUUUCAACAUACACACACGCACACAUAACUGUACUAUUCUUUUUUAAUAAUAAUUGUCCCAUCUUCUGUAAUUCGGGAAAAUACAUAAAAGUCUCUUAAAACUUCAAUAAUUUUGAACUCUGAAAUUUAGCGGCGCUCAUUUAUCGAUUCCACGGCAUUUUCUUUCUUUUAUUCUUUUUACAUAGAAAACUCACGUCGCGCUUUAUCCGAGGCGUGUUCAACUGUUUGUACUUUAAUUGUUAACAUUGGCCUCCACUCGCUUUGAUUACAUCUUGACAGGCGGAUUAUUGAGUGCUCGAUAAUCAAAGUCGAUAAAUGACACGCGCGCGAUGAAGUCGGCUCCAGUGAAUGUACAGAAAGUAAUACGUUUCUCGUCCACAAGAAUUAACGUUGAGAAAAAUAAUUUCUGACGCGAUUAUUUCAAUAAUCGGCACUCUGUUUUACAGUAGGAUAAGAAUACUGUCGUAUAAAUAUCCUCCAUGAAGUCAGUUCGUUAUAAUAUGGGCAGGGAAGCAGAAAAAUUCGCACGAAGCUCGAGCUAUGAUAACGAAAUCCGUUGUUUCAUUUCUUCUCAUAUUUUUUUUUUCAACGAUUCCUUAAAUAGAGUGGCUAUUACAAUGAUUAUGUUGAAAGUAGUGCUGAAAGUAGUGAAAGAUAUCUUUUCUUUUAGUUUCUUAUAAAUAUUCUGUUCUUAUACACAGUAGCGUUUUUCUUCCUCUUAUGAAUUUGUUAAUAGUUUGUACAGAGGUCCUAGCGUAAGUAAUUCUUACAAGAUAAUAGAAUCGUUCUCUAAUAUGUAAUCGUGUGUGUAGUUACAAGUUCGUUAACGCGUAUGUAUAUAUGUAUAUAUAGAUCGAAAAUCGGAUAUCCGAUUUUAGCAGCGGUGACAUCGUCGAGCGACAUAUAGGAACCUUCCUUUCACACACACAUUCUCUCUUUUUCUUUCUCUCUGGCUCUUUUUCGCAACUUGAAAACAAUUGAACUUGAUGAGGACUAAAUAUCGCAUUUUUGCAUGGUUAUCAACGCGAAAUUAACUUCUCGCAUGUAAAACAACGUUGGAUACGAAUGCAUUUGUUAUUGCAUCAUGCAGCGUAUUUAAGUCGGAAUCUUUGAUUAGUUUGAUUACCAUAAAUAAAUUAUAGAACGCCAGUCAA
Messenger RNA from Cyphomyrmex costatus, 2881 nucleotides. RefSeq names its product exosome complex component Rrp42 (gene Rrp42). The record is from RefSeq and is a predicted model, not a curated record. Gene Ontology annotation, biological process: U4 snRNA 3'-end processing; exonucleolytic trimming to generate mature 3'-end of 5.8S rRNA from tricistronic rRNA transcript (SSU-rRNA, 5.8S rRNA, LSU-rRNA); mitochondrial electron transport, NADH to ubiquinone. NCBI's taxonomy places the organism in Eukaryota, Metazoa, Arthropoda, Insecta, Hymenoptera, Formicidae. Gene Ontology annotation, cellular component: cytoplasmic exosome (RNase complex); nuclear exosome (RNase complex). Bases 117 to 1310 code for a protein of 397 amino acids. Gene Ontology annotation, molecular function: mRNA 3'-UTR AU-rich region binding. The transcript has 8 exons.